Messenger RNA from Vicia villosa (hairy vetch), 1248 nucleotides. RefSeq lists its product as uncharacterized. Lineage: Eukaryota; Viridiplantae; Streptophyta; Magnoliopsida; Fabales; Fabaceae. The transcript has 4 exons. The coding region runs from base 1 to 1248 and encodes 415 amino acids. The record is from RefSeq and is a predicted model, not a curated record.
AUGGCUGCUUCAUCAUCUCUCAACGUUGGUUCCUCUGUUCCUCUACAGCUUCAAGAAGAAGAACAACAAAUUGUUCCAGUUAUCUCUUGCUCCAUUCCUAGAAAUGAAUUAGAAGUAAUCUGUGAAUUAACGGUGGACUUUGAUAGUCUUGAAAAACAUGAGUUCCAUCUAAAAGAGGAUAUGUUGUUUCAAGGAUGGACUUCUCUAUUCUCUGAGUUCUGUGGACCUGUAUACCCAGAACUUGAAGAUAAAGACAAAGAUGUUCCUGCUAAAGUUAGUCAAAAGAUAGCUUCUACUUCCAGGCCUGCAGCUUCAGAAGAUGUUUCAGAAGUUGCACCAGAAGUUAUUACCAAGAAAGAAAGAAGGACAAAGCGUAAGUUUGAUCAUCCUUCUGUCAGCCAGGAGAAGGAAACUCAAGAAGAAGUUGUUGCAGUAGUUGUUGAUAAUGCUGCUGAAAAAGAAGUUAUUGCUGAAGAAAUUCAGGCUGUUGUAGUUGAAAAUAAAAAUUCUGAACAAGAAGGUGCUGAGAGAAAGAAGAAGAAGAAGAAGAGAAAGUUGAAGAAUAAGAACGUGGAAGAUGGAAAGGAAGUGGAAAAGAAGAAGAAGAGAAAAAUAAAAUUAAUAAUAGAAGAUUCGGAUGAUGAAGAGGAGAUCCCAGAAGCUAUGAAUCAGCAAGAAGAAGUAAAUCAAGAACCAGCAACUCUAGAAGUUGAAGGUCAAGAAGUUGUGGAUAGAGAGAAAGAAAGACUGGAAUCUGCCAGAAGAGAAGUUUCUCUUAGGAAGGCAAAGAUUGUGGAAGAGAAGAAGAACAAGAAGCAGAAAAGACUUGAGGCUGAGUUUGAAGCUAUUCAGAAUAUGUCCAUAGGUAUACAUCUUUCUGAACCUGUCUCUGUAUCUGUUUUACAUUCAGAAUCUGUACCAACAGAAGUUCCGGUUAAACCUCAACCAGAAACUCUACCAGAAAUAGCCCCAACAGAAUCACCUCAACUCACCCAUGUUCUUACACCUCCUUCUUCUCCCCAAACCAAUGUUCUUAUCCCUCCUUCUGUACCGACCACAAAUGUUCUCAUUCCUUCCUCUCCACCCAAAACAAUUGUUCAGUGGAUCGUGUGUGUGAGCACUCACCACGUACCCUCGCCUGGAAGCCGUAGGAUCAACGCUAAGACGGAUCGGAGAGCUCCAGAUGCAUGCAGGCUCACCGUAGACCUUCAAGACGCACCACAUUGGUUAAUUGCGCCAGGUUUAUGA